AGAAUUUUAGCUUCUCUCUCUAUCUGUGUAUACAAAUGAUACUCUCUUUUUGUGGUUGCUUUUUUGUGCUUACUUUACAAGAGAAGGGAAAGCCAAGCAAGAAGAAGGGUGUAUUUGAACAAAAGUUUAAUUAUUCUUUUUAGCCAAAACACUUUUAAGUUUUAACUCUUAUUUUGAAGCAAAAGAAAAAACACACAAUAAAGAGAGAAAUAUAUUGUAGUGAUUUUUUUCCUGGGGGUUGAGAGAGAGAACAGAAGGAAAGAGAGAAAGCUCAACGUCAGAGUUAGCCGUAGCCCUUAAGGUUCCCCUAUUUUGUGUUUGUGGUUUUGGACUAGCUGAGGUACACAGAGAAUCCUCUUCUUCUCAUCCACACCCCUCUCUCUCUUCUCUCUCAUUCUCUCUUUCUGAUAAUGAGUUUAAACUUUUAAACAACAGGGUCUAUAUUUUUGUUCAUAUUUGUGUGGCUUUCCUUGGAUUUUAUAUAUUUAUUUAUUUCCUAGGUAAUAUAUAUUAUCAUAUAUAUAUAUAUAUAUAUAUAUUAUUAUUAUUAUCAAGCAUGGUUUUUCAAACCAUGAAGGAGAAAAAUACGGAUUGCGGCUACACCACCAUCUGCUUCACCUUCCACUUCUCUUCAUCAUAAACUCUCUCUUACUUGUUUCUUUCUUCUGCUCUUUCAUAAAAACAAAAGCUUGUCUCUUUGGUCAGUUCCAAACUAGUAACAAGUUUUCUAGUAGUGGUCAUAUAGAGAGACUUAUUACUUACUUCUGAGUUUAAUAUCAAUAUCUUUUUGCCUUCUUAAUUUGUUGUGUCUUGUUCUUUUUCUUUCCAGUCUAAGCUUUUGUAGACUGUAGUCCACCUUUUUUUUUUUCAUUUUUCUUCCCUUUCUAUUUUUGGUAAGGUUUGUCCUUUAGAUCCCAGAAACCUUCCCAGCAUUUGAAAAAACCAAGAUCUAUGGCCUAUACCACAAUCUUAGGUUUCUAAAACUUGCAUAUAUAUAUAUAUAUAUAUAUGGAGAUGAAGGGUUUUAUGUUCCACCACCAACAGCAGCAACAAGUAGUAGUGGAGGAAAACAUGUCAAAUUUGACUUCUGCAUCUGGUGAAGCUAGUGCUGCUUCCUCAGGUAACAGAACUGAAAUUGGAACCAGUUACAUGGCUCAACCACCAUCUCAGACUCAACAGUCAAAGAAAAAGAGAAACCUCCCUGGCAACCCAGACCCUGAUGCUGAGGUAAUAGCCUUGUCCCCCAAGAGUCUUCUUGCCACAAACAGGUUCAUUUGUGAGAUCUGUAACAAAGGAUUUCAAAGAGAUCAGAACCUUCAGCUUCACAGAAGAGGGCACAAUUUGCCAUGGAAACUGAAGCAGAGAACAAGCAAAGAGGUGAGGAAGAAGGUGUAUGUGUGUCCAGAGCCAAGUUGUGUACAUCAUGACCCAUCAAGGGCCCUGGGGGACCUAACUGGGAUCAAGAAGCACUUCUGCAGAAAGCACGGUGAGAAGAAGUGGAAAUGUGACAAGUGCUCCAAGAAGUAUGCAGUUCAAUCAGAUUGGAAAGCUCACUCCAAAACCUGUGGCACUAGGGAGUACAGAUGUGACUGUGGAACCCUCUUCUCAAGGAGGGACAGUUUCAUAACCCACAGAGCUUUCUGUGAUGCAUUAGCAGAGGAGAGUGCAAGAGCCAUCACAAACCCACUUCUUCCCCCACAACAACAACAACAACAACCUUCUUCUUCCUCUCACCACCAAAUGAGUACUCUCCAAACCCAAUUCAACCCUCAAAAUAACCUCCAUGCCUUCCCAUUGAAAAAAGAGCAGCAAAGUUUCAAUGUUAGGACAGAAAUGCCCCCUUGGCUUGGCCCACCAGCUGCAACAGUAGUUGUUGAUCAUCACCAUCAUCAUCUCUCCUCAUCAUCCUCAUCCAUAAUGUUCUCUCCUCCUCACCAGGAAAACCCUAAUCCUAACCCUAGCCUUGGUCCCACUCUUGCUGCCUACAAAACAGUCGCUAACCCCCCACACAUGUCAGCCACAGCAUUGCUGCAGAAAGCAGCUCAGAUGGGUGCAACCAUGAGCAGAAGUGGUUCCUCACCAGCCAUGACUGGGCCCCACCAUCAUGCUCACGUGUCCUAUUCUGCUGAUUCUGCCAGUGCUCAUUUUGGGUUGAACUUGUCCUCACGUGAAGACACCACCACCUCAACAACAACAACAACAACUACUAAAACUGCUACAGUGUUCAGCCAUGGCUUAUUAUCAUCACCAUUGGGGAAUAAAGCUGGUGCUGCUGUGUCUUCUUCUGCACCAUCCCUUCUUCAUGAUGUUAUCAACUCUUUCUCAGUUUCUCCUUCUGCCUUUGAGGGAACCCCUUUUGAGGAUGCAUUCAUUCAGAGCUCAAAGAAACUCGAUGAUGAUGAUCAUCAUAACUUGUAUUUGCAUGACACAUUCUCAAAAACAAGUAGUAGUACUGGUGCAGCUGGAAAUAUUAACGAAGGGUUGACUAGAGAUUUCUUGGGUCUUAGGCCCCUCUCUCAUACUGAUAUUCUCACCAUUGCCGGCAUUGGAAAUUGCAUCCAUGAUCACCAAAAUCAGUCUCAAAAGCCAUGGCAAGGUUAGCUAUAGCUACCUCCAUAUAUAUAAUGUGAUAUAUAUAUAUAUAUAUAUAUAUAUAUAUAUAUAUAUAUAUAUAUAUAUAUAUGUAUAUGUGGACUUUCUUUUUCAUCCUUUCGUCAUCUAUAUAUAUAAUUUUUUUUUCUUUUUAAAUUAGUAUAACUUUUGUUUAUAAUCUUUUCGAUCUUCCCAAAGGGAAGGACCUUUCUGAGUCGAUCCCAAUGUUUUCAUUCCUUAUGUACUUAUUUACGGAUCGCAAUAUUGUGUUCAUCUUUACACAGAUGAAUUUUAUAUUAUA
Molecule: messenger RNA, 2893 nt
Organism: Glycine soja
Lineage: Eukaryota; Viridiplantae; Streptophyta; Magnoliopsida; Fabales; Fabaceae
Product: protein indeterminate-domain 7-like
Exons: 3
Coding region: 1009-2601 (530 amino acids)
Cellular component (GO): nucleus
Molecular function (GO): DNA-binding transcription factor activity
Source: RefSeq, a predicted model, not a curated record